AUGCAGACGAUUCUCUCCAGAGCCGGAAAGGCUCCUCGCAGCGGGUGCAAAGCCUGCACCAGCGCCAUCGAGACCCUGGGCAAGAGACCCGUCUCUGCUCGCCGCAAGCCGACGUUCGCCGAGCUCUUCACAGCAUGCUACAGCUCGGUAUUUGCCACAGCAGCAUUGGUAGAUGCUGUCAGAAAGGAUGACCGCAGGAAAGAGCUGGAUCGCCAGCUAGAGGAGGUCCGGAAGGAAUUGGCAGAUCUUCAGGAUGGCCGGCAACGGCCCAGCUCGGAUGACGACUCCAAAGGUCCAGAACUCAAUCUUCGACAGAUGGACGCACUCUGGCAGAGCUUGAAGAAGAUAUACAACAGCCGACCGUACAUGAAGGAGAUACACCAACCGGCAACCAUUAGCGCAUCCGAUGUUAUCGAAGCUCUGAAGCACGAACACUACGGAAGCUCAAGCGAUCCGCUGCGUAAUUCCAAGAGGCAGAUAAAUUACGACAGGCUCGAAGGUGCAAUAAUGCAAGAAGAGAGUGCAAAGGGGAGGUACUAUCGAGAGCCCCGGAAUCAGGCUCAGCUGCUCCGCGAAUCGCUGAGUACAGAGACCCUUGUCCGGAAACUGCUGGAUCGCACAAGAUACCUCCCUGAAGACCAGUCCGGCCCCUCGCUUCAAAAGGCCCGGAAUCUGCUAGAAAAAGGAAGCCCGGGGUUCACAUUUCGAUCCAUCGAUGCAGCUAGGGCGCGGGAUAACACCAUCCUGCUGAACAAGCGCCUGAGAGCUUUGGGCGCCGCUUCAAAUCUUAGUAUGAAGGAGAAAGUUGGCAGGAUUUGCUAUAACCUGCUUGUUUCAUCGCACCCGCCUGAUAUACACACCUACAAUACGCUCAUUGUUGCGUUUAACAAGUCAGGCCAUCAUUCAUUCGCCGAAGCACUUGUGGCUUCGUUCUUCCAAUACCGACUGCUACAGCCUACGCCAUCCACCUUCAUCGCCAUCCUAAAUCAUUACCAAUGCACCAAUAACCAUGGAAGAUUCUUGCGUGCCCUCGCAUGCAUUACCGGGCUCGACAAUCGGACCGGCGCAAAAGUUCGCCGGAGGCACAUAUCAGACAUUGAGGAAAACCCGAACCUCCUACCGUGGGCCUUGGAUUCUAGACGCCGUACUCUCACAGGAGAUUGGAUCUGGGACCAUCUACCCCUGUCGCAGCCUUUGGUGGAAGAAAUCAUCGGCGGCCUGCUUCACUUUAAGCUUUUUGACCAGGCUGCGGCGUUUUUCAUUUCAUGCAUGCAGUCUGGAGUAAACCUGAGCUUGGAUUCAGUCAAAUAUUUCCUUGAUGAAUGCAUCAAUGCUCUGGACUGGAAAGCUGCAGUUCGAUUGACGUCUAGCUUCGCACGGUCCCAACCAACAUUGCAGAGGCUACUCAGAGUGGGAGGGGAUGACGAGAGCACCUCAUACAUUGCCGGCCGGGUCCGAGUUUUGUUAGAUAUUUGUGGCCUUGGCGGUCCAGAUAAGCCAUCCAAGUCGCUUUUGGUCAAUUUGAAGGUUUCAGGCCCUUCUUUCAACAAGCUCCUCAACACAUUGGCCCAGGAGGCGGGUCCACAACAAGCAAGGUCGACAUCCGAUCAAGAGAUUUCCAGGUCCAGAAGCAGAGUGCUGCAAUUGGAGAGUAUAUGGAAAGAAUAUGAGUUUGUGAGAAAGACAACACUUUCCAUUGAGAGCAAGCUCCUUUAUCCCGACUUCUCACAUGCCUUCCGAGCUUCAGUGGCACUCCACAUUGGCAAGGCAGCUACUCAGAGAAGCGAGCGGUUAGAUGAAGAGCUGAAGCAGCUCAUGAAGAGUCCCGCUUCAAUAGGAUCGAUGCCGCGGCUACCUUUAGAGAGCGAGGAGAUUAUGAAAGACAGCUGUCCUUCUCUAGAUACGACGCCCCCUCCCGAGGGAGAUGCGCGCACAGAAGCAGAAACCCCCCCAACGGGAAUCGUGGAAAAGUUGGAAUUGAUCGACCGUGGGAAUACCAUUGAAACCAAACUCAUGGGGCCGAGACCUGGGCAGGUAUUACCAGCCUGGCCCGGCUGUUUACCAAGUGAAGGCAACGUGCUUCGAAGAAUGGCCGUAAUGGAUGAGAGGAUGAUGAGAACCGAAGGGUGA
Trichoderma virens Gv29-8 is the source of this 2130-nucleotide messenger RNA. RefSeq lists its product as uncharacterized. Bases 1 to 2130 code for a protein of 709 amino acids. The transcript has a single exon. The record is from RefSeq and is a predicted model, not a curated record. Gene Ontology annotation, molecular function: protein binding. Lineage: Eukaryota; Fungi; Ascomycota; Sordariomycetes; Hypocreales; Hypocreaceae.